GUGUGCCGUCUGCCCCGGUGGGAACCAGCACAGCCUUGGGCUCCAUCCCUGACUUUCGCUCUGGAAGCCUCGGCCCCGCAGACAGACGGACGGACAGACGGACGGCGAGGACUCGCGACAUGCUGCAGCCCAACUGCUCGGAGCACAGCCGCGCAGCGGAGGUGGCCGCGGCCUCGCUGCUGCUGCUGGAGUGCGGGCUGGGCACGCUGGGCAACGCCGUGGCGCUCUGGACCUUCUUCUUCCGUCUGAAGGUGUGGAAGCCCUACGCCAUCUACCUGUUCAACCUGGUCCUGGCGGACCUCCUGCUGGCCUCCUGCCUGCCCUUCCACGCCGCCUUCUACCUGGGACGCAAGAGCUGGGGCCUGGGGCGCACGUCCUGCCAGGCGCUGCUCUUCCUGCGCGCCCUGUGCCGCGGUUCGGGCGUGGCCUUCCUCACGGCCGUCACCCUGGACCGCUACCUGCGGGUGGUCCACUCCAGGCUCAGGGUCAACGCGCUGUCCCUGCGGGCGGCCUGGGGCAUCUCGGCCCUGGUCUGGCUGCUCAUGGCCGCGCUCACCCACCAGAGCGCGCUCCUCUCGGAGGCGGACUGCCCCAGCUCCGAGCCCCAGGAAGAGUCCUCCUUCCGUCGCCUCUGGCAGGAGGCGCUCUUCUUCAUCCAGUUCAUCCUGCCCUUCGGCCUCAUCCUGUUCUGCAGCGCGGGCAUCCUCAGGACCCUGCGGCAGCGGCUGCGGGAGCCGGACAGGCAGCCCAAGCUGCGGCGGGCGCAGGCGCUGGUGGGCGCGGUGGGCGCGCUGUUCGCGCUGUGCUUUCUGCCCUGCUUCGUGGCCCGCGUCCUGCUGGCUGCCUCCCGGGGGGCGCGCGCCUGCGGGCUCCGGAGCGCCGCGGUCCACGCGGCCGACGUGACCGGCAGCCUCACCUACCUGCAGGGCGUGCUGAACCCCGUGGUGUAUUGCUUCUCCAGCCCCGCCUUCCGGCACUCCUACCGCAAGCUCUUCUACAGCCUCACCCUGCGCGCCCGCCAGCGGCACGCAGAGGCCCCGGGCUGGGACCUCAGAGACUCGGACUCCUGAGGACCGCCCGCCCUUCCCGUCUCCAGGACGACUCCCCCGGGGGCGAGCAAGCAGGAUGGGAAGUCAGGAUUAGGCUCUACACACUCCCCACCGUGGUCAUGGGGAUUUCCUCCAGCGAUGGAGCCUCACGGAGCCGCUACACAAAACUGAGCCGGCAGAGCCUCCGUGACACAAUUCUGAGGCAGGCUGAACUGCUCAGUCAUGGCCCCACGCUCAGAGCUGAGGAAAGAUGCUCUGGUGUCCGCUGAAGGAGGGGGAGGAGGAGGAAGGUGGCAUGGCUGGUGUGGUUCUGACGGUUCGGCGUUGGCAAAUCACUUAACUUCCUCUGCUGAUUUGUUAAAGCAAACUGCUCUUUGGCACCUGCUGUGCAGACCGUGGUAACUGACGUGGGGAAGUGGGGCUUCGGGGCUGAAACCAGGUUCCGCCGGGUGUAAGCGUCCCGUGCUCAGCUCUGCUUAGCUCACCGUGGUUUGAUAAACUCGAGCUUCACUUGCAUAAAUUAUAGGUCACACCAAGACAGCACGGUCAGUGCCUACCUUUGUUAUUAGGAGCGCUUUCUUACUAAACCUCUCAAAAGUGCUCGUAGAACUCUCUAAGGUUUGAAUGGCUACGUGCUUCUGAGAAUCCGUCUGCUUCCUCUCUCUGUUUGAGCCUCCUAGAAGGAGCACUCGGAGUGAGACACCACUUUGCGUGUGACAGCGUGCUUUCCACCCCAAUGCCCUCGACGCCAAAGUCCUGAGCAAGGUGGCUGGGGCCUGGCCGGGAGCAAGGCCACUGCAGAGGAGGUGGGCAGAGCCCCUGGAAACCGGCAAUAGUGGCCUCCUCCUCUCUCUUAAAUGAUGUCCCAGAUUUGCAGCCCACGCUGCUGACAGAGGACUUAGAACAUCACCUUCAUACCUGCCUCAUCGCCCGUUCUCUGUUCAAGGCGGUGAUGCCGCCCCAGAGAGACUCUAAGAUGCUUAGAUGAGGCCUGGGCUCUGCCUGGAGCGCUGGGUCUCAGGAUCUGCCUGGAGCGCUGGGCCCCGGGCUCUGCCUGGAGCGCUGCGUCUCAGGAUCUGCCUGGAGCGCUGGGCCCCAGGCAGCCCACACUGGGGCCUCACAUGACCUUUACCUGUACCGCCCCCAGGGAGAGACUUCUGCUUUUCCCAGAAGGUGGCUCCAUGAUUG
Messenger RNA from Capra hircus (goat), 2237 nucleotides. It is a transcript of the gene GPR31, whose product is annotated as G protein-coupled receptor 31. Gene Ontology annotation, molecular function: G protein-coupled receptor activity. The record is from RefSeq and is a predicted model, not a curated record. Gene Ontology annotation, biological process: G protein-coupled receptor signaling pathway. Gene Ontology annotation, cellular component: membrane. NCBI's taxonomy places the organism in Eukaryota, Metazoa, Chordata, Mammalia, Artiodactyla, Bovidae. The transcript has a single exon. The coding region runs from base 120 to 1070 and encodes 316 amino acids.